This is a messenger RNA of Paraglomus occultum, 309 nucleotides long. The record is from the annotation of a GenBank genome assembly. Lineage: Eukaryota; Fungi; Glomeromycota; Glomeromycetes; Paraglomerales; Paraglomeraceae.
AUGUCGGUAGUACAUCCCGAAAUAGACCCGUUCUUCUCCAUCACCGAAAUCGAACCAUCCCGCCAUCAAGAACUUAGGAAGGAUAAUGAUAAUGUUAUAACUGAGAACAUCAAACUUGAGGCUGAGAACAUAAAAUUAAAACAAUCUUUAGAAGAGCAUGAAUCCAGAUUUAUGAAACUGGAACAGAAUGAUAAAAAUACUGCUGUUGAAAAUGCUGAGCUUAAAGCUAGAGUUACGAAAUUAGAACGGAAGCAAUCGCACACCGAUGAUGCCAAGGAAGUCUUAGCACGAAAUGCACUCAGAAUCUGA